Molecule: messenger RNA, 1248 nt
Organism: Parnassius apollo (apollo)
Lineage: Eukaryota; Metazoa; Arthropoda; Insecta; Lepidoptera; Papilionidae
Source: the annotation of a GenBank genome assembly
AUGAAUCCGCUCAUCACAUCUGCCUUCCUAGAGGUCCUCGACAUUAAUGUCAUUGUUGUUGAUUGGAGUAGCCUCGCAAGUUCCUAUUACAUUUCAGCUACUUACGGUCUCCCGAGCGUGGGCCAAUAUCUUGGCAACUUUUUAAAAUGGCACGUUGAAACUGCUGGUGGAGACUGGGAUCGCGUUCAUUUGGUAGGUUUUAGCCUAGGGGUGCAUGUCGUUGAAAUCGCUAGUCGCACAAUUCGUGGAAAACCAGCACAUGUGACAGGCCUCGAUCCCGCCGGGCCGCUGUGGUAUCAAAAUAAAAACGGAUUAAAUACUGACUCAAUAUGUGCUGGCAAUGCAAUACCCUUUGUGCCCGGGGAUAAUAGCCAUUACAUGGAAGGUGAAAGCCGCUACGUCUGGAUACCUGACGGAGAUGGCGUACCCCACCUAGUGGAUUUGGAGGAACCAGUCGACGAGGAACUCCUAAGAAAUAGAAAUGGCGCAAACAAUGAAUACUGGCUGUUCACAAGAUCAAACCCCAUCAACCGUCAAGUCAUUGUACAUGGUAACGCAAAUACAAUCAGCAACUCCAACUACAACGGAAAUCGACCCAUUUUCGUUAUUGUUCAUGGAUGGAACAACGAUGGGAACAGUGGGAUGAAUCCUCUUAUUACGUCAACCGUCCUCGCUGUUCAAGACGCAAACGUCAUUGUCGUUGAUUGGGGUGCAGUUGCCAGCUCUAGCUAUGUUACUGCCGUUAGCAGCGUUCCCAAUAUUGGCCGACACCUUGGUAACUUCUUAAUAUGGCUCAUCAACACUGCUGGCGGCAAUUGGAACAAUGUUCACUUGGUUGGCUUCAGCUUAGGAGCACACGUUGUCGGCAACGCUGGCCGUACUGCCGUAGGACUACCUGCUCGUGUUACAGGAUUGGAUCCCGCCGGACCUCUAUGGAGUGGUAGCUCAAACGCUUUAAACCGUAAUGACGGGCAGUAUGUAGAAUCCAUUCAUACCGACGGCCGUAUUCUUGGUAUUAUGGAUGCGAUCUCUGACGCUGAUUUCUACCCCAACGGUGGUAGAAACCCACAACCUGGUUGCUUAACAAGCUCGUGCUCGCAUGGACGUGCGCCUGAAUUUUUUGCAUCGAGUGUUCUGACAAACCACUUUGUAGGCAGAUUGUGCUCAAAUAUCAACGAAGCCGAGGCCUCUACAUGCAACGGUGCUGCAUUCAAUAUGGGCAAUGCAAUCAUGAACAAACGAGGGUAA